UCUCUGAUUACUUGUCAUUUUAAAUUUGACAGGUGAGAAUCAAUGAAGAUGUUUCAGAGCUGGUCAGCCAUUUUGGUUGUUGGAUUCAUUCUUCUGGAAUCAGAAGGAAGGCCAAUGAAAGAAGCUGGAUAUGGCCUUAAGUUCUAUCAACCUCUGCCAAGAUUGCGACAUAAGAUGUGGACAAAAUGCAGAGGAGAAGUGGAAGCAUUGAAAGAGACAAGAUCUCACUAUAUAGUUGAGGGUUCUGUGUGCCUGCUGCAGCACACAUCCCACAGGUUUGCCACUACUUGUCUAGAACAAUGGACCUGGCAUACUACACCAAGAACUGUUGAAUGUUUACGGCAACAAUGAAAGAAAACUACCCGAAAUGGCCUUUACUAUGAGAAGCUGUUUAAGAAAUCAAAUCUGUUUAUUAGUAUGUGCUACACCUGCAGCAAUGAAGGCGAAGGAAGAUCUUCAGGUAAAGAUACAGAAAGAUCUUCAAGCUAAUCACGGCAAGAAACAAAAUGUAACCAGAGCAUGUACAGUAUGCCCUUGUCUACACAGGGAAAAAAAGAGACAGAUACAAGAAUAAUAAGCACCAUCUAAGCCAGUAGUUCCCCUUGGGGAGAGGUUUUUUUGUCUUAGCAAGAAAGAGGAUGCUACUUGCACCUGACAGAGGCCUGCGAUGCUGCCAAACAUCUUAGGAUCCACACUGAAACAGCAGUGUGGAGGGUGAGCAAUCUCAAGUCUAGCCACAGCACAUGCACGGACUAUCUCUGGAAGGACACUGAGAGGCUGCUUCUUGAAACAGAGAAUGACUAUGAGGAGCCUGGGACUGACAGUAACUUCUUUUUCACUGAAUAUCCCACUCUCUAUUAUUUGAAUUUUAAAAUCAUGAGAAGGGCUGCAGGUGUAUCUCAAUGGCAGAGUGCUUGCCUAGCUUGCCUACAGCUGUGGGUUUGACCCUCAGCAAUUCAAAGGCAAAUAAACAAAUAAACAAAAUAAAUCCCCAAUUAUUUGAAACAUAUUGUUUAGCCCAACAAAACUUUUAAUUUUCUACUGAAUAUUUCAGAGAG
Molecule: messenger RNA, 1058 nt
Organism: Heterocephalus glaber (naked mole-rat)
Lineage: Eukaryota; Metazoa; Chordata; Mammalia; Rodentia; Bathyergidae
Source: RefSeq, a predicted model, not a curated record